AUGCGCCGAUAUUUCAACUACUUCACUAUUGAUGCUUUUUCAACGAUGCUCUAUGGUGAAUCAUUAAAUUGCUUGAAGCGCGGUAGCGACCUGGUCAACGCUGAAACACCCGAGGGGGAGGUUUACCAAGCCCCCUUUAUUCAGUCUUUGCUAGACGCCACUCAUAUCAACACAGUCCUUGGGAUGGAAGCUGGUCUACUGCCCUUUUCCAAGAAACUCUUUUCCUGGCAUCCGUACAAGAAGGCAGGCGUGGACUUCGAUAACAUUAUCCGGCACUGCACCAAGGCGCGGUUCACAUCCAAAGAGAAUUAA
Colletotrichum gloeosporioides is the source of this 312-nucleotide messenger RNA. RefSeq lists its product as uncharacterized. Lineage: Eukaryota; Fungi; Ascomycota; Sordariomycetes; Glomerellales; Glomerellaceae. Bases 1 to 312 code for a protein of 103 amino acids. The record is from RefSeq and is a predicted model, not a curated record. The transcript has a single exon.